Fonsecaea multimorphosa CBS 102226 is the source of this 1110-nucleotide messenger RNA. RefSeq lists its product as uncharacterized. Gene Ontology annotation, molecular function: oxidoreductase activity. The record is from RefSeq and is a predicted model, not a curated record. The coding region runs from base 1 to 1110 and encodes 369 amino acids. The transcript has a single exon. NCBI's taxonomy places the organism in Eukaryota, Fungi, Ascomycota, Eurotiomycetes, Chaetothyriales, Herpotrichiellaceae.
AUGGCAGCCACAGCAACAGCCCCAGAAACCCCAAGCGAGAUGCUCGCGGCUCAACUGGUCGAAUUCAAGUCCCCCCCAGUGGUGCAGAAGACCAGAGCCCCCACAGCGUCCGACUUGGGUCCCUAUGACUUGCUCCUCCGGACCGCCGUGGCCAGUCUAUGCCAUACAGACCUGAUGGUGCAGGCGGGAUUCAUGCCGCUCAAGCAUGGGCUGCCCAUGACGCUGUCGCACGAGGGUACAGGCGUGGUGGUCGCAGCAGGAGCCUCAGCCCAGGAAUCGUUCAAACCGGGCGACCGGGUCAUGUCGGGCAUCACGUUCCACGGCUGCGGGCGCUGCGAGAACUGCCAGGCUCCCCCGGACAGGGACUGGAAACAGUACUGCUUCGACAACGACGGGGCGCUGGGCGUGGUGACGGACGGCGCGUUUGCAGAGUACCACGUGGUCGACGCGCGCAUGAGCUGCAAAGUGCCCGAGCGGGUGAGUUUCCUGACCGCGGCGCCGCUGGCGUGCGCGGGCGUCACCGUCUACCGCGGGUUAAAAGUCAGCGGCGUCGGGGCGGGCGGAUGGGUCGCGAUCGUGGGCGGCGGGGGCGGAUUGGGGCAUUUUGGCGUGCAGUUCGCAAAGGCCGCGGGGAUGAAGGUCAUCGCGGUCGAGGCGCGGGACGACGGGAUCGAGAUCGCGAAGAAGUACGGCGCCGACCACGUCCUCGACGCCCGCGAGGGCAAGGACAAAGUCGCCGAGCGUGUGCGGGCUCUAACGUCCCCCCGGGGAGGCGUCGACGCCACCGUCAACGUCAGCGACCACCCGUCCACAGCCGCUCUCUCGGCCUCCAUCACCCGCUCGCACGGCACCGUCGUCCAAGCCGCCCAGCCCGUCGAGGUCACGGUGCCGUUCCAGGAGAUCGUGCUGCGCGACAUCACCAUCAAGGGAACCAUGCACGGCGGGCCGGGAGUCGCCGAUGAGAUGCUCCAGACCGUCGCUACCCAUGGCAUCGUGGCCGAGACUCAGGUCUUUCACGGCCUCGACGAGGUGCCGAAAAUGUUUGAGCUGCUUGAGGCGGGCAAGGUGAAGGGGAAGGCUGUCUGUGUGGUUGAUAAGGAGCUGGUUUGA